Molecule: messenger RNA, 4383 nt
Organism: Laccaria bicolor S238N-H82
Lineage: Eukaryota; Fungi; Basidiomycota; Agaricomycetes; Agaricales; Hydnangiaceae
Exons: 19
Coding region: 1-4383 (1460 amino acids)
Molecular function (GO): lipid binding
Source: RefSeq, a predicted model, not a curated record
AUGGCGUCCCUCUCAGCCACUAAUGGCAAGACUGAAGCUCACCACGUCAAGGAACAUGCUGAAGCAAAGGGCGCUCCAGUUCAUUCCUUCGACCCAGACGCUUCACCGUCAGAGAAGGCAGCUGUUGCAGGCAAGUCGCGAGACAAGCUGCAGUCAGUCAUCCCCAAGGACGACGACUAUGAACGAGUCCUGCCAACCAUCACCAUCGAGGACGUUGACGGGAAGAAACCUGUUGUAUCAGCAGCAAAUACCUCUCAGGUAGCUGAGAGUGUUCAGCAUGACGAGGCUGCUCGUGUACCUGGCGCUCUGCCGACGGCGGCGGCACCGGCUAUCCCUGAUUGGUACCGUGUUGGUUGGCGCCAAAUGUCCGGAAUUGAUAAACCGCCGCUUCCGGAGGGUGAAGAACGGGACAGGGGUGUCCUUGAUAUGUUUUUAUCUGAACAGUUCUACGGCGCCUGGUACCACAACGGUGCUAUAAUCAUCUUUGCUGUACUAUCGUCUCAUUUCCUGACGCGUUUCCACUUUGGCUGGGGUUGGUUAUUCAUUGUUCUAGCAAUCUGCAACACCUACUACUCAACCUCCAUUCGGCGUGUGCGCCGCCAUGCUCGUGACGACAUUCAACGAGAGCUCGUUAAAACACGCCUUGCAUCGGAGCACGAGUCUGCGGACUGGAUCAACAACUUUCUUGAUCGUUUUUGGCUUAUCUAUGAACCUGUCCUUUCUGCAACCGUUGUUUCAUCUGUGGAUCAAAUUUUAAGCACCAAUACACCUCCUUUCCUUGACUCUAUUCGUCUUACGGAAUUUACUCUCGGUACGAAAGCGCCUCGCAUCGAAAAGGUUCGGACAUUCCCAAAAACCGACGACGACAUCGUCAUGAUGGACUGGGGCAUUUCUUUUACUCCAAAAGAUGUUUCGGAAAUGACGCAACGCCAAAUCAAGGGCAAGUCCAAUCCCAGAAUACUUCUUACGAUCCGUUUGGGUGCAGGCGUAGCAACGGCAGCUAUGCCAAUCCUGGUAGAGGACAUAACCCUCAGCGGUCUUCUCAGGAUUCGCAUGAAAUUGAUGUCAAACUUUCCACAUGUUCAAAUCGUGGAUCUUUGCUUUUUGGAGAAACCCGUCAUUGAUUAUGUUCUCAAGCCCAUAGGAGGAGAGACUUUUGGUUUUGACAUUGCCAAUAUACCUGGUCUCCAUAGCUUUAUCAGGGACAUGACGCAUGCAACUCUAGGGCCAAUGAUGUAUGAUCCAAAUAUUUUCACACUUAACCUUGAGCAAUUGCUUUCGGGAAAGCCCCUCGACGCAGCCAUCGGUGUCAUUCAAGUCACUAUCCAUUCUGCACGCGGAAUCAAGGGCACCAAAAUAGGCGGUGGUGUUCCAGAUCCAUUUGUUAGCUUGUCGAUCAGUGGCCGCGCCGAGCUUGCACGUACGAAGUACAAAGCCAAUACCUACAACCCCACAUGGAUGGAGACCAAGUUCAUUCUUAUCAAUUCUUUACGCGACUCUUUGGUCUUCAGUGUUUGGGAUUAUAACGACCACAGAAAAAAUACUCUGCUAAGCUCCGCCUCCUUCGAGCUGGCGGGCUUGGCGGAGGACGCUACUCGUGAAAAUAUCGUGUCUCAUCUUCUGAACGAUGGUAAAGAACGUGGAGAACUCAAAUACGAUAUAUCAUACUAUCCGGUCAUCGAACCUGAAGAGGGCAAGGAAGAUUUGAUGAAUACAACUGUUGGUAUUGUUCGCUUGAUGAUCCACCAAGCGAAAGAGCUAGAUCACACCAAAUCUCUCUCCGGCGAACUCAACCCUCUUGCAAAAGUCUAUCUCAACGGUCAGAGUUCAUCAGUCUUUACAACACGCCUUUUCAAACACACCAACAAUCCUGUUUGGGAAGCACCGUACGAGUUUUUGUGCACGGAUAAAGAGUCUUCCCUCGUCGCGGUGAAGGUCAUCGACGAUCGUGACUUCCUGAAGGACCCUGUUGUUGGUUUCAUGUCAAUUAAAUUGACUGAUCUGCUAGAAUCUUCGGGUCAGGCUGGCAGGGAUUGGUUCCCUCUUAGCGGAUGUAAAAGCGGCAAACUGAGGGUGUCCGCUGAAUGGCGUCCAUUGACCAUGGCGGGAAGUUUGCACGGGUCUGAUCAAUACAAGCCACCAAUUGGUGUUGUCAGGCUUUUACUCGAAAAGGCCGUUGACGUCAAGAACGUGGAAGCGACCUUAGGAGGAAAGAGCGACCCUUAUGUUCGAGUUCAAGUCCAAAAUACCACCAAAGGGAGAACCGAGGUUAUCAACAAUAAUUUGAACCCUGUAUGGGACCAAAUUAUCUACAUACCGGUUUAUUCUUUAAGAGAGACCCUCAUGCUUGAGUGCAUGGAUUAUCAGCAUCUGACUCGAGAUCGCUCUCUCGGAUCGGUCGAACUUGAGCUUUCUAGGCUUGCAGCUCCAUACGAUGAUCCACGCUUCCCUUUUCAAUCCAAGGGCAUGAUCACGGCCGUGGAUCCUAUUCGUCUCGACAAAGGCAAUGCCACCAAAGGAAGUCUGCAUUACAAAGCAUCUUUCAUCCCAGCUCUCGCGAUCAAAGGCGUCAAGUUUGAUCAUGCGCACAAAAACCAGACCCAGACGGCAACAGAUGACGAAGAGGAUGGUUUCGUGAACGACGAUCGAGCAUCGUCAGCGUCUGAUAGUGAUACACUUCCCGACGGCCCGACAAUCAAAUCCUUGAAGAAAUUAGGACAAAAAGAGAUUAGUAAGGAAACCACGGUGACCCCAGUCACCUCUCCAACCUCCGCCACUUCGAAGGUUGAGGAUGUCGCGGCCAAGGCCAAAGACACCGAAGAAGAUGGUACCGUCGAAAUGACAACGGAAGAGUUGCUGGCUCAGCAAUCUGGUAUCAUCGUCUUCAAUGUCAUGUCAGGAACUAUCGUCAAAAAGGCUCGUUUGGAAGUUCUUUUGGAUGAUGGUUACUGGCCUUGCUUCAGCACCACGAAGGCCAGGAGCACAAACGCACAAUGGGAUUACGUCGGCGAAGGCUUCAUCAAGGAGAUUGACUUUGGCCGAGUCUGGUUGCGUCUAAACGAAGCACAUGAAGGGGAGAAGGACGAUAUAAUCGCUGAAUGGAAAGGCGAUGCCAAACCUUUCCUUCAAGCAACAUUGGCAAGCCUGAUCAAGUAUACGCUUCUCGAUAACGAGGAGGGGCCAACAUCCACCGUCACCAUUGAAACUCGUUAUCUCCCAGUUCCUGUAACGCUUGAACCUAGAGAGAGCGUCAACAAUCAGGGAAUACUUAGGGUGGACCUCAUAGAUGGUCACGAUAUACAUGCUGUCGACAGAGGAGGGAAAUCUGAUCCUUUCGCUGUCUUCACCCUCAACGGGCAAAAAGUUUUCAAGUCUCAAACGAAGAAAAAGACGUUAUCCCCAGAGUGGAAUGAGCAUUUCGAAGUCAGCGUGCCUUCGAGGGUUGCUGCCGACUUUUCAGUGGAGAUCUUCGACUGGAACCAAAUCGAGGCAGCCAAAAGCCUUGGGGUAGCGAAGAUCGAGCUUUCAGACAUCGAGCCUUUUCAAGCCGCGGAACGUUCCUUGAAAUUGUUUCUCAAUAAGCUUGGUGAGAAGGGCCAGAUACGAGUCCGACUUGUAUUCCAACCAGAGAUAAUCGCCAAAUCGCGGAAGAACACCUCGACCUUUACAAGUGCGGGUCGCGCAAUGACCCAGAUUGGUGGCCUUCCCGUGGACGCUGGCAAAGGUGUUUUACGAGGUGUUGCAGGCGUUUUCAAGAGAGGCGAUCGGGAUCAUGCAGAGACGGCAACAAUCCCAGAUGUACAUUCGGGGCAAGCUUCCCAGCCUGUCGGAAUAUCAGAUCAUCUGGAAGCAGUAUCAACACCCUUCCCUUCGACCCCCCCUAACGAAGUAGCGUCGAAUGAACCAGGCACUCUCAGAGUUACUGUGUUAGACGCCAAAGACUUCAACACUGGGGAGAUCAAGCCCUACGUCGUUCUGCGGCUCGGAGACAAAGAAUAUAGAACGAAACACACUUCGAAGACGGCGACACCGGAAUGGAACGAAACAUUUACAUUCGCUGCGUCAGCUUUGACACCAAAAAUCUUGCUUUGGGUUCAUGACCAUAAAACACUUGGUAAAGACAAGGAGUUGAGUUCGGGCAGCGUUGAUAUUCCGCGCCACAUCAAAAUGGACUCCGUCUCUUCCGCAGACGUUUUUGUAGAACUCAAUCAUGGCCAAGGUGGCUUAUUACGCCUGCGGCUCGAAUUUGACCCAGACACUCAUCCACUGAGUAGUGGUGCUUCCUUCUCCUUUGAAACCGGUCACAGAACACUGUCGUUGGCUAGUCCUUCUCGGUUUAGCAUGCGGAGCCGCCGCCCUGGUGGUGAGCAUGACGAUUCCUAG